AUCGUUAAGGCGACAACAAACAUACCGCUUGUAACGUUUCAUAUUUAAUAUUUAUAUAACAAAGUUUAUUUAAUAGAGUUUGCAAUGGGAUUGUUACAAAUACUUAUGUUAUUAAUAUUGAAUGCUCCAGUGCAAGUUGUGGUUGCAUUCGACUGUCCCUUCGGAACAUGCACCCUUCAAUUGCCAAACUGUUCAGUCGCCGCAGACAUGAUUCGUUUCUAUAACGACAAGACCUUUUGCAACGGUCGCGGUGGUAUCAUCUCGAAGGCGGGUAUGAAUAAAACAUCCUGCUCCUGUUUCCCAUCCUACUACGGCACCGAAUGCCAGCACAACUACACUUUCGAGUUCAAUUGCACAUCGUCUGUGGAAUGCAACGGAGGCGUGUGUAAUGGAACCAAGUGUGAACGGUGUCCCUCUGGGUGGCGUGGGCAAAGAUGUGAAAUCGAGACAAUUUCAGAUCCUCCGGUCGGAACAAAGUGUGAGAAUGGCGGAUCUCCAUACGCUUUCGGAAACAGAACCGGGUGUCUCUGCGCUUGUGGAUUCAAAGGUGAUACCUGCUCAGAAAUGACACGAUCGGUUGUGAAUGAUACAAAAUGCAAUGAGAUAAUGUGUAAUGGACGAGGAUUCUGUACUAUUCGUCCAGACACAGACACGGCUUACUGUCGCUGCUUUGGAGAAUUCACCGGACAGUUCUGUCAAAAUACUUUAACAGAGCAAUCAACAAAGCUUCCUGAUGCCAUACCCGUAUCCACGACAUCAAGCAGUACAUUUACAACGAAAACUAUUACACCUACAUCCGCCGUUACUACCCCACUGACUUCACGCACAAGCACACCAUUUACUGAUGUAACGACUGAAGUAUGUUCUUAUAACCGCAUAUGCCUAAAUGGAGGAUCAUGCGUGCUUGUAGGUGGCAUACAACGGUGCAUUUGCGCUUGUGGAUUCCACGGUUCGCAUUGUGAAGUCAACCUUGAUCCUGCAAACACUUUCUAUGAUGACGCCUGCAGGUAUAUACCUUGUUUAAAUGACGGAACUUGUGUAAGGACGGCUGAUGGAUGCCAAGUAGAAUGCAAAUGUUCCCCGCAAUUCAGUGGAACAUAUUGUGAAAUAGCUAUUAAAACGACCUCACAAGCUCCAAAUACCUCAUGUAAAACAAGAUUUUCCGAAUGCGCAACAGACCGUGAUUGUGCCAACACAAAGAUUUGUAAAAUAGUGGAUAAGUGUGGCUCCACAAAAUGCUAUACAUAUUCUGAUGCGGAUAGUUCACAAAAUAUAUCUUGUAUUGCUAUAUCAAUGACUGCAUUGGUAAUUGUCAUAAUAGCCAUUUGUGGCUUUUUUUAUCGUAGGUAUUUCAAACAUUUAUGUUCUCGCAGAGUUGGUAACGCACGAGGCCAGCCAAGAGGCAGGAUCUACACCAUUUCCGGUGCUCACAUCAGUGUCCUCGAUGCCGGUAAUUCAUCCAAUAGUGACGACCUCCCAUCAUACGAUGAAGCAUGUGAGAAACCACCGGAUUAUUCGGAAAUUGUUAAUGGGUACCUAGCUAUUUUUGAGCGCCCUGGGACGCGUAUUCAAAGUAUUUCUGACUGCAUACAUUUAUAA
Messenger RNA from Dreissena polymorpha, 1599 nucleotides. RefSeq names its product neurogenic locus protein delta-like. The record is from RefSeq and is a predicted model, not a curated record. The transcript is spliced from 2 exons. Lineage: Eukaryota; Metazoa; Mollusca; Bivalvia; Myida; Dreissenidae. Bases 85 to 1599 code for a protein of 504 amino acids.